AUGAAGAUCUUCGCUCUCUUCGCGGCCCUUGUGGGCCUGCUUCCAAUGCUGGUCCACGGCGACUGGAAGAUGCCCUGCCCCGGCACCGUCCUUCGCGAGCGCAUCGACCCGAUCAUCAAUCCUGGCGCCGUGUCGAACCACGUUCACCGCGUCGUCGGCGGAUCCGGCAUCAACUUCACCAUGGACUACAACAUGACUCGCCACGCCGGCUGUUCGUCUUGCACUGUGAAGCAGGACAAGUCCAGCUACUGGAUUCCUCAGCUGUACUACACCAAGUCUACUGACGGUGGCCUUCGCUACGAGCUCGUGCCUGACGGUAGUGUCAACAUCACCUACACUCAAAUUCACGCCGAUGGCGAGGACAUCCACCCUUUCCCUGAAGGCCUGACCAUGACUGCCGGCAACCCUUUCAGGCGCAACUUCACUGGAGAUGCCAUGUCGUACGCCAUUUCCUUCCGCUGCAGCGACUCCUCCGUGCAUCGCUCCGAGUUGCCUAUGGACUGCAAGUAUUCAGUCAUAGCCACCAUCCACUUUCCCUUCUGCUGGAAUGGUCGCGACCUCACCUCGGAUGACUUCUUCUCCCACAUGUCCUACCCAGAGAAGAACUACAGGGAAGGAAAGUGUCCUCAAACUCACCCAGUCCGCGUCAUCCGCCUGUCGUUCGACUUCGAGUUCAAGGUCGCCGGCUUGAACGACGAAGCCUACAGCAUCCAGCCACCCUUCUCUCUCUCCAUGGGCGACACCACCGGCUUCGGCUUACACGGCGGCUUUGUCAAUGGCUGGGACACGGAAACGCUUCGCUCUGCCAUCGACACUUGCGUCGACGUGAAUGGCGGUGACAUUUCGACCUGCCAUGUCCUCACCCAGUACACCGCCGAGCAGUGCAUGGAUUGCAAGGUCCCUCCUCGUGUUGAUGAGCCCAUCAAUGACGUCCCGGCGCUUCCUGGCUGCACAUUUGAUAAUAGCAAGUUUAACCAGGACUGCAACGGCAGCUCUUCAGCCAACAUUGCUAACUAUCAGACCAGCUUCGAGGACAUCACUUACAAGAGUUGGCGCUACCUGGGCUGUUCGAGCUCCAGCGAUCCCUUCGGCUGGAGCGGCAGCCUCGUCAAGGACAUGUUCACCCAGCGCUCACCCAGCCUCACUCCCGCUUACUGCUCGAGCUGGUGCGAAAGCCUGAACACCAUCUCGACCGCCUGGUUUGCUAUUCACGAUGGCGAGUGCGUUUGCUCCAUGCUCAACCCCAAGCCUUCGCGCCUCCCGCUCACUGGCUUCCUUGGCAACUGCGACACCCCAUGCCCGGGCAACCAGAAUGUCACCUGCGGCGGCCUCAACAGCACCUCGCUCUACAAGUACUGCGGCACCGGCGAUUGCCACAACUCCGAGUUCCAGCAAUGGCCUUUCGCCACCAAGCCCGUUGAGAAGCGCGCCGACUCCGCGACCACCAGCAGUGCCUCCAGCACGACCAGCCCGAAUGUCAGCGGCGUCCGCCUCGAAGAGCCACACGUCACCUCCACGUUCGUCGGCUACAAGGUCUGCGCGCGCAAUCCCCCCGACGAGCCCGAGUCGGCCGCCACGCUCUUCAACUGGGACUGGCGCAACGUCACCUGCACCAUCGUCGAGGGCUUCCGCGCCGAGGCGGUCGCCGCCGCCUUCAUGGACUGGGCCGUCGCCGAGUACGGACUCAACCCCGGCACGAAGUACGCGUCGCCCGAGGACGUGCUGGAUGCGCGCGUCGCGCAGCUGCGUCUGGAAGAGCUGCGCCAACAGCGCCCGCUGAUCAUGGCGGUCGAGUCCAGCAUUGCCCUCAUCUUCGUCUCGAUCGUAUGCGUGAUCGGCUUCGCCGCCCUGGCCUUCCACAAGUCAUCCUACACCGGCACCAAGGGCAAGUCGCUCGCCAACGUCUACAACGAUAUUGAAUUCGCCACGCGCUUGCUCGACAUGGAUCCGGCUGUGCUCGAGAUGCUGUUCGCCAAGUACGCUGCCAUGAAGCAGGAGAGGGAGCAGACUGUCAAGAUGGUUGAAAAGGCCGCCCCGGGUCUCUUGUCUUGA
Messenger RNA from Lasiodiplodia theobromae, 2052 nucleotides. Its product is annotated as WSC domain containing protein. Bases 1 to 2052 code for a protein of 683 amino acids. The transcript is spliced from 2 exons. The record is from RefSeq and is a predicted model, not a curated record. Lineage: Eukaryota; Fungi; Ascomycota; Dothideomycetes; Botryosphaeriales; Botryosphaeriaceae.